AUGUCGUGUCUUGAUGUUAAACAUGUUGCCAAAUAUAGCGCUGCGCCAUCUCAUCCGGUGCGCCAUCUCUCCCGGAAUUACCCUAGAUGGGGAUUUCCCAAUUGCAUUGGCAGGGUGGACGGUAAACAUGUAACAAUCAAGAGACCUAACAACAGUGGCUCCAAUUACUGGUGCUAUUUACAUAAAUAUUCAAUAGUACUUAUGGCCAUUGUUGGCCCGGACUAUAAAUUUAUAUGUGUUGAUAUUGGUGGUUUCGGAAAAAAUAGUGAUGGGGGUAUUUUCGAAACCUCAAACAAGCGAUUUGAACAAAAUUUAGUGAGUGUCCCUGCAUCUAAAUUUCUCCCUGGGCAAAAUGAAAUCUGCUCGUACGUCUUAAUUGGUGAUGAAGCAUUUGCUUUAAAACCAUACCUUAUGAGACCAUUUCCUUAUAAGCAGACUUUAACAGACGUCAGAAAAGAGAAAUACAAUGUAAGACUUUGUCGAGCUAGAAGGGUCGUGGAAAAUGCGUUUGGUAUUUUGUCUCAAAAAUGGCGAAUAUUUUACAGGCCAUUAGAAACUAAAGUAGAUACUACUAUUCUAAUUGUUGCACAAGAUUUUGAAGAAAAAUGGAACUUUCAUAACUGCGUAGGGAGUGUUGAUGGCAAACAUGUAGGGAUCCAACAACCCUCCCAUUCUGGGUCUUAUUAUUACAACUACAAAGGGUUCUAUAGUAUUGUGCUUAUGGCUAUUGUUAAUGCAAAUUAUCAAUUUAUGAUGGUCGAUGUCGGAGCGAAUGGGCGAGUGUCAGAUGGUGGAGUGAUGAAGGACACGUUAUUUUGGCGCAAGUUGUCUGAGAACAAACUAAACAUGCCUGAUUCUCGUGAGUUACCAGGUACUAAUGAAAAAUUUCUGUUUGUUUUCAUUGGUGAUGAAGCUUUUCAGCUACUCCCUAAUUUUAUGAAGCCCUACAACAGAGCUGUUUUGACCGAUGAAAAAAGGGUUUUCAAUUAUAGAUUGUCCCGAGCACGGAGAAUCGUAGAAAAUGGGUUUGGGAUAUUAAUAAAGAGGUUCAAAAUCCUUCAAAAUGACAUAAAAUUUGAACCAGAUAAAGCUAGAAAAAUUGUUUUGGCAUGCUGUCAUUUACACAACUACUUGUGCUCAAGAAAUAGUGGAAACUAUAUACAAUCUCAUGACGUCGAUAAUGAGAAUACUUCUACGGCUAAUGUGGAACUUGGUUCAUGGAGACAAGGAACUCAAGAGAUGUUACGACUUCAAAGAACCAAAGGCAACUCGGCAGUUGAAGCAAAAAAAAUAAGGGAUGACUUUUGCGAAUUCUUCAACACCUGCGGUUCAGUGCCAUGGCAAAACAGGUACCUGAAUAAUAAGAUUCAACAAAUCUUAACAGAAGCAUAG
Molecule: messenger RNA, 1392 nt
Organism: Acanthoscelides obtectus
Lineage: Eukaryota; Metazoa; Arthropoda; Insecta; Coleoptera; Chrysomelidae
Source: the annotation of a GenBank genome assembly